CAUGUAUCAAAGGAUAGGUGGAUUGAUGUUUGGAUUAGGGACUAUUGUUUAUGCAAUCGUAAAAAUCUUUACUCUGGUUUCUAAUUGUCCUAAACAUGGUCAAGGAGAAUUUGUAACACAAAACGCCUUAUAUUUAUUGUUUCUAAUCGUUCAAACACUUUUUUUAGUGAAACACCCUCAAUUGCAGCUACUAAAUCGUCGAUACCUUAUUAAAUUUGGUCUUAUGCAUGUUGCUUUGACUAAUAUUUGCGUCUGGAUCAGGACUUUAUGUGAGGAAACUCAACACAGUUUUCAGUCUUAUAAUAACAAUGGUUCAUCUGAACUAACAAUUAGGAGACUCCUAAUUUCAAAUUCCGCAAACUCAUCCACAGAUUGUAUACGAAAAGAAGCUCUACUAAACAAGUCAACACCUUAUCUGUUUCCCUGUGUUCUUGAGUAUUCGCUUCUGGCCUCUGCAACAAUGCUGGAAUUGCUAAGUGAAGUAGAAAUGUCUCUGAAAGAAAAGAUAGAUGGAACUAUUGAGACAUUGGGAAAAAAAGAUUCUGCUAUUAAUUGUCAAAACGAGCAAAAUCUUACAGUGCGAUCGUCAAAUAUGUCGUCUCACCUUAUAUCUCAUAUAGAUUUUCGAAAAAUUCAUGGAGGUUUAAUAAGUGGACUUCUUGUUCUGGCCGCUCUUAUAGCUGUUACCAUUAUAUUUCUAACAUUAGACAAUACAUCAAAAAGUUCUGAAUCACAAAAAGUGUAUCUCGUUACGGAUUUUGUUUUAAAUUUAAUAAAUUUGGCUGGAUUAAUUUUUACAAUGUUCAAAAUGUCCAAAUUAACGUACAGAAAAAAAGCAGGAUCGAAAGUUGACUGUACUUUAUUGUACAUAGCCCUUGGAGGGCAGCUAUUCUUUCAUAUUGCUAGAAUAAUAGGAGCUAGCUCAGCAGCAGUGGAUAAGAAUGAUAGAGCUAUGAUUUUCAUGACUAUUGUUGACUCGGUGUUUGCUAUUUUAGCUUCAGUUGUUCAAGCGAUCUUUAUUCAACACGCAUCUUCACUUCAUACAACCAACUCAGACGACGCGAGAUCUAUGCCUGGUCGAUCGCCACUAACUUUUCUAUUGAUUUGUAAUAUUGCUUGCUGGCUCUUUCGGACAUUACAAAUGAAAUCUAGUGAAAUAGAUGGGGAGCACUUUGGGAUGAAUGUUUAUAGACCUACUGCUUGGAUAUUAAUUGUUAAUGUUUCAAUUCCGUUGCUUAUAUUUUAUUCAUACCACUGUUCAGCUAUGAUUGCUGAUAUUUGGAGUAGAUCAUACAACCUGAAAUGUUCCGAUGAAAGUCAUUUAGAAGGUCAAUUGACAGGUAAUUUGACAAGACCAUCGUCAUGUGUGGUUAAACCUGCACGGAGUAUCUCCGAAGUAAAUAUUCUAAAACAAUCAGAGGAUGAGGAGGGACCUUCGAUAACUGUGAUGGAUACAGCACGACGGUUACAUAAAACCCUAAGUAAAUCAACAAGAGACAAGGGUCCGAACGAAAUAGAUAUUGAUCGCAUUAUAAAAGCAGUUUCAGCAAGUAUAAUAGAAGUUUUGAACAAAACCACUCAUAUCUCAAGACCCGCUGAAGAUGGGAAAAAAAUAGGAAAAGAUGGAAGAUCUAUAUUGUUUGAUUCAAGAGUUGAUGCCGAAGAUAUUUGUCGAAGAGCUAGUUUAGCUGUACAAAAAGCACUGAGGUCUCUGGAUUAA
Molecule: messenger RNA, 1720 nt
Organism: Dimorphilus gyrociliatus
Lineage: Eukaryota; Metazoa; Annelida; Polychaeta; Dinophilidae
Source: the annotation of a GenBank genome assembly